Messenger RNA from Darwinula stevensoni, 462 nucleotides. The record is from the annotation of a GenBank genome assembly. Lineage: Eukaryota; Metazoa; Arthropoda; Ostracoda; Podocopida; Darwinulidae.
CUGGACGGCACGGAAGAAGUUGACAGAUUUGCCUGGAACCCCCACAAGAUGAUGGGUGCCCCUCUUCAAUGCUCUCUUUUCCUUCUGAAAGAACAGGGUCUACUGCAUCACUGCAACUCGGCCUCGGCGACGUAUCUGUUCCAACAAGACAAGUUUUACGACGUGUCCUACGACACUGGAGACAAAAGCGUACAGUGCGGGAGGAAAGUUGAUGCCUUCAAGUUCUGGCUCAUGUGGAAGGCCAGGGGGGAUGUCGGACUCGAAUGGAGGAUCGACAACGCCUUCCAAUGCGCCAGAUACAUGACUGAGAAGCUGCAGUCUCGAGAGGGAUUCCGGCUGGUCCUGCCGGAAUUCGAAUGCACUAACGUCUGCUUCUGGUACAUUCCCCCUGCCUUUAGGGGCAAGACUGAAGACGAGGACUGGUGGGAAAAACUCGAAAAGGUCGCCAUCGCUUUCCCACUU